Molecule: messenger RNA, 3648 nt
Organism: Oncorhynchus tshawytscha (Chinook salmon)
Lineage: Eukaryota; Metazoa; Chordata; Actinopteri; Salmoniformes; Salmonidae
Product: neurabin-2
Exons: 10
Coding region: 820-3357 (845 amino acids)
Biological process (GO): calcium-mediated signaling; neuron projection development; actin filament organization
Cellular component (GO): actin cytoskeleton; cytoplasm; dendrite
Molecular function (GO): actin filament binding
Source: RefSeq, a predicted model, not a curated record
ACAUUGUAUAACAUAUUAUCAUCAAACGUGUAGGCUAGACAGGCACUAGUGAAUGCAGGAAGCGACGAUAUAAAAAGGAUACAUCAUCAUUGGACACAGUAAUCUGAUGCAUGCUGGUUUUGAUUUCGUCAGGGUCCUAAAGUGCCCAAAAAGUGUAAAGAAGAUUUCUGUUGAUUUGUCUCGUCUACUUGAUAUCAUAAUUGUAAUUAUAUAGAACUCGUGUAUGGAGUAGACCUUCACAUAUAUUGAUUAUCGCUAGGCUAAUAUUCAAGGACUAAAAACGUAGAGUGAACCCGACCGGUGCUAUGACCCAGUUUCGUCCCAUCCUCCGUAGCGGUCUGCUUUUACGCGAGCGAGGAGGACCCAGAGCCAGAAAUCAGCAGUUCAGAAAAUCAAGAGAUCAAAAUGAUGAUGCUGCUCUCGAAAAGGGAUUAAACUGAAUAAAUCUGUCGUCAGUGGAAAAUACAGCGUUCAUUGGGUUACUGUUCCAGUUUUCUGCAGUGAUGUUUUUGUAACCAGGGCAUUUUCUCCAGGUUUUUCCGUCAGGUUGGUGUUUUAAUUACUAGCGAGUUUGACUAAUGAAUGCAUCGUUUUUCACUUUCCUCCAUUCCAUAGGAUUGGGAUACUGGAUGCACGCGGCCUAAAACAAUAACCGUUGUUUUUUUAUUCUCCUGCUAUUCAGUUCUAGUCGGCACGUAGGUUCACCGUCUCCCCAACAGAAUUGACUGUUGGUGAGAACGGACCGAUUUGUGCUGACAACCGAGGAAGAGAAAGGGAGAGAUGCCGUUGCUGAGCAGCCGUUGUGAAGCUUGACUGAUCAUGAUGAAGACCGAUACCUCAUCUUCCAAGAGCACCGGCUCUGGUUCGACGCUGAGGAGCCCAUCCCCACACCGGAACGCAUACGAGGCGGGGAUACAGGCGCUGAAGCCUGUGAAGGACAAUGCUGCAAAUGGCGAUUAUAUGCAGGAAGGCCCCCGCGGCCGCCGGAGCUACGGCUCCAACGUGCACCGUAUCAAGAACAUGUUUCAGCAGAUGCAAGGCCCAGGGAGCACAUCUCCCGGCAGGGAGGGGGAGGGAGGGGAGGACCUGGAGAAGACUACUGAGAGGGUGCGUCUCUCCCUCCCCAGAGCCGGUAGCCUGAAUGAGAAUGUGGACCACAGCGCCUUGCUGAAGCUGGGAUCCACUGUCUCAGAGCGGGUUAACCGGUUCAACCCCAAUGCCAAAGCAGAGAAUGGGCAGGCUCCCCUAGCCUCAUCACCCAGCUACUCCAAGAUGCAAGAGACACGGAAGAUCUUUGAACAACAGCAGGCGGCACAGCAGCUGGAGCGGGAGAAGCAGGCCGCUGCCACCAACCGGGUCCUGCUGAAGACAGAGCGGACCUCUGGCCUGGGCUUCCAUGAUGGCAGGCUGGACGUGGUGGCCCGGUUCAACGGCAGCACAGAAUCCCUGGACAGCCUGGACACCACCGAGGCUGUGUCCCCCACUGUCUCCCAGCUCAGCGCUGUCUUUGAACGGGCCUCAGAGCUCCGCAACAACCUGCACCGCCUCUCCUCCACCCCUCCACUGCCCUCCCGGGGGGUCAGCACCAAGGUGGGGGUGCAGCUCAAUUCCAAAAUCAUCUCCAAGAGGGCGAACCGUGCUUCUGCCCUCCCAACUGCCAGCCAGGAGGAGGAGGGUGGUGGGGGGCGCAGCCAGAGGGACCUGGAUGGGCCUCCCAGAAGCCUCAGGGCUGCCCCCUCAUCCUCCUCCACCUCCGAUGGCCUGAAUGUAGGGCAGAAUGGAGGCCACAGUGGCCCGACACUCCCCAAGCCCAAAGAGGGCCGGGAUAAGACUGGAACCCAGGCCAAAGCUGAAGGCCAGUCUGAGGAUCACUCUGGUGACCAGGAGCCCUGCAGCAACUUAGUGAAAGCUGACAUCCACCACAUCUCUCUGGAGAAUGGGGAGAACAGUACAGAGAGCGAGGCCCAGGUGAGGGAGACCUCUCCCAAGGGCACUAGCAGUGAGAGAGGUAGGCAGGGUGGAGAUGGAGUGAUGGGCCAGGGGGGUACAGCGGAGGAGGGAGAAGAGAGAACUGUAAAGGAUCAGUCAGGGGGAGAACAGGUGGAUAUCAGAACGUACAGCGCAGUGGGGGAGGACUCUGGAGGGAGCCAGCGGGAUGAGGAAGAGGAGGAUGAAGAUGAGCCGUAUGAGCCUGAGUCCAGCUGUCAUGAGAAACCUGGUCUGCCUGAAGAGGAGGACCCUCCACCCAGCCGGAAGAUCUCCUUCAGCACGGGGCCUAUCAAGGUGUUUGCCACCUACCCCAACGAGGACUAUGAUCGUCGGAAUGAGGACGUGGACCCCAUGGCUGCGUCUGCAGAGUACGAGCUGGAGAAGAGGGUGGAGAGGCUCGAUCUGUUCCCCGUCGAGCUGGAGAAAGAUGGGGAUGGGCUGGGUAUCAGUAUCAUUGGGAUGGGGGCGGGGGCAGACAUGGGCCUGGAGAAACUGGGCAUCUUUGUCAAGACGGUCACCGAUGGAGGAGCAGCGCAUCGGGAUGGCAGGAUCCAGGUGAAUGACCUGAUCGUGGAGGUGGAUGGGACCAGUCUGGUGGGGGUCACCCAGACCUUCGCUGCCUCCGUCCUCAGGAACACCACAGGCACUGUCAAGUUUCUGAUUGGUCGGGAGAAGCCGGGCGAGCAGAGUGAGGUGGCCCAGCUGAUCCAACAGACCCUGGAACAGGAGCGCUGGCAGAGAGAGAUGAUGGAACAACGCUACAGCCAGUACAUGGACGACCAAGAGGAUGGUGAAUAUGGUACUGAUGAGGAGGAGGAUGAGGAGGAGGAGGUCAGCCCCACGGAGCCGUCUGCCAUCGAGGUGUUUGACCUGGCUGAGAACGAGGACAUCUCUCCCCUGGAGACGGACCCUGAGAAGCUGGCCCAUAAGUACCGGGAGCUUCAAAUAAAGCAUGCUGUAACACAGGCAGAGAUCCAACAGCUGAAAAGAAAGCUGAACCAUGCAGAGCAGGAUAAGCAGCGCUGGCGUAUGGACAAGAACCAGCUGGAGCAGACCCUGCAGGAGAACAAGGAGCGCAUGGAGAAGCUGGAGGGCUACUGGAUGGAGGCCCAGAGUCUGUGUCAGGCUGUGGACGAGCACCUGAAGGAGACGCAGGCCCAGUACCAGGCUCUGGAGCGCAAGUACAGCAAGGCGAAGCGCCUCAUCAAGGAGUACCAGCAGAAGGAGAUUGAGUACCUGAAGAAGGAGACUCAGCGCUGUGUACAGGACGGGGCCGAGGCAUCACUGAAGGAGGAGUCAGGACAGCUCCAUGAACAGGUAGCAGAUCUGGAAUGCAGGGUUGAAGAGCUGAAAUCUGAACCUUUAUAAAAGCCUGGUUUCCUAUGUCUCUUCAAGAACAUGAAGUGAAUACCAGGAUGUUAGUGUAUUUUCAGUGGGCCCAGGGUAUUUCUUGCCUCAAACUUUACUAUUGGUUUGCGGUUGCAUACGUGUACCCUCAGGCUUUGUAUUGCUGCAUAUAAUCUCUUUAUCUAACAACCCUUUUAAUCCUGUUUUUGUUUGUUUUGUGAAUAUUUCCCAUCUGGUAAUAUUGCCAACGGCUACUGGUUUGUCUGAUAGUUUAAUCAACCAUUUUCUUAACAUUAAAAAAAAUACUGGCAA